UUAAGUUCUUCGGGUUCAAGUUCCAGCCUUGAUCUGCGUGUUACAUGGAGGACCCCCACAUCCUAGAGCCUUUCAUCCCCGCCACCACCACCGCCGCCGCCACUGCCACUCCGACGACCGCCAUCGAUACCUCGUCGAGCUCUCCAAUCAUAUCCCGCCUGCUUUUACUCUUCUUUAUUGGACUUCUCUCUAUAUGGGCAAACUAUGAAGCCUCCAAAGGUUUCGAGGUCAACGUCAUCAACGAAGCUGACGAUACUCCCGCAGGCCGUCGGUUCGCACUCUUCUUCGUCUCGAACGACAAGAUAACUCGAAUUGUCCUUAACACAAGUCAAUUCGCCGAGAAGAUUCUGUAUCCCGACGACAGCUUCCCCAAGAAGCCGGUUAACCGUGUUGUCAUCCGGUUCUCCAGUCGGAAAAUGAGUCACCCAGUCGUCGUCGAGUCUAAGGAGAAGGACGAGUUCGUUCUUCAUAUUAGCCCGUCUGUAAUGGAGGAUGAAAAGGUCGAGAAGGCGAUGGUGUCGGCAGUUCAACGUGGAAUGGCUCGUCUUUGGAUUUGGGGUGGAGAGAAGGGUGCACCGACGUCCCUUCUAGAUGGCAUGGUCGAGUAUAUCAGCAUCUCUGCGGGGUUCCCCCACUUGCCGGAUUCCGGCAACGGCUUACGGUUGCCGGAGUCGAACUCUACUUGUUGGGAUGAUAAGGAUAGUACUGCCGUGGCAAACUUCUUGAAUUAUUGUGAGGGAAUCAGGAAUGGGUUCAUCGGACGGCUAAACCAAGCCAUGCAGGACCCAUGGCACAAUCGAACGAUGGAUGAUGCAUUGGGGUUGCCAGCUCAGACACUUUGUUCAUCGUAUUAUUCGAGUUCGACGGUUAAGAUUUCGAAGACAGUGGGUCCCAUGUCAUUGCCACCAUUGAGACAAGUCAGCUGAGUUGACACGUUGCUAAGUUGCUUCACUAUCACAACCAGCACCGCCAAUGAUGUGGCUGUUUUGUACAAUCCCUGGGCCAGAUUGAUCCAAGCGCAAGAGUUGGACUGGUUAAUUUGGUUAAGGAUGUGGGCCCUCAGUAAAGGAUAAGGUUGGACGAUCACAAUAUCUGGCUGGGGAUGGAUGAUGAUGAUGAUGAGCGGCUGAUGUAAUGUAGCACUACAAAUUUCAUUUGUCAAUGAUUUAUCAUUUAUAAGUAAGUUUGUAUUUAUCUCCAUCCAAUACCAAGUAAUAAGUAAUAAGUAAUAAGAAAGAGUGUGUUAUAUGUGGGCCCCGGGGCAUUUGGGAUCUAUGGCCCAUACGUCGCCAUUCUGAAUAUAAGGAUGAUCAGCAUCCACAUUGUAUAGGUCCCACCUAAGAAUGUGUAGUAGCUUUUUUCAAUCAUCUUUUAUUCUAAUCAUGUGGAAACCGAUGUUUCAAUCUCA
Messenger RNA from Nelumbo nucifera (sacred lotus), 1408 nucleotides. RefSeq lists its product as uncharacterized. The record is from RefSeq and is a predicted model, not a curated record. Lineage: Eukaryota; Viridiplantae; Streptophyta; Magnoliopsida; Proteales; Nelumbonaceae.